Rhodofomes roseus is the source of this 626-nucleotide messenger RNA. RefSeq lists its product as uncharacterized. Lineage: Eukaryota; Fungi; Basidiomycota; Agaricomycetes; Polyporales; Fomitopsidaceae. The coding region runs from base 189 to 626 and encodes 145 amino acids. The transcript is spliced from 5 exons. The record is from RefSeq and is a predicted model, not a curated record.
ACGGGCCUUGUAUUCUCGUUAGCGAACCCUCCAUCACAUCUCAGGCCUUCACCAGCUUGACAGCUGUGUUCCCCCCGAGUCGCCCGCUCUACCUGCCGCCGAUCAGUGCGCGACCCCGCCCUUUCCUACUUUGUUUUUGUGUCGCUAGCUGUUCGUCCCAUUCGGCCAAAGAAUUGUCAUCUUGAGCCAUGGUUGCCACUUUUAUCUUGACUCGUACUUUUGCCAUCUCAGCGCUCUUUGUCGGAGCCUUUGACCUAGCAUACGCCGCGCCUGUUCCCUAUGGCGCCGACGUCAGUUUCGAUCCGAGGAACUGCAGAGACGGUGGCUGUGAGAAUGAAGCCAGGAACUGCAGAAACGGCGGCUGCCUGCGAUCCUUUCCCGUUGAGCUCGUGGACUUUCCUGACGCUCCAGUCGUCAGAGAAGAAGAGCACGGGUCACGCAGUGUGAUGAACGAGAUACUAGAGCGUAUAUCAUCGACGCCGAGUGAUGCACUGGCCGAUCCAAAUCCCGGCGAGGCAAGUACCGUCGUCGAGGAAGCCAGUCGUUCACUCGACGUCAAAAUCCGAGAACCGGUGCCGGCACCCGUACCAACCGACGGCAACUGUCGUGGCGGAGGAUGCAGUUGA